AUGAAGAGAAAGGCUGCAUCCCAAUCGAAUGGCCGCAGUGGCGUAGGAAUCCUCAAAAAGCGGGCAAAGACCAUUCUCUCGGAAGAAGAAGUCCAGAAGAGCUUCCGCAAAGGUCUUCUUGACAAGAGCAUUCUCAAAAAGUACACCAAAGAAUAUGCCGAUUCAGAACCCUACAAACACCAGGUCAUUAGCUCUCUAAUCGACGACAAUCUCCUCCGCUCUGUCCGGAACGAAAUCCGCGAGAAUGUGCAUUUCACUCCGAAAGAAACCGAUAUCUAUAAGAUCCACCAAUCUGGAGACCUAGCCAACCUCGACGGGCUCGAUGAUGGCGCCCUCGACAAGCUACCCUCCCUCCUUAGACUGCGAGAUGCGAUGUAUUCCACUUCAUUUCGAAAGUACGUUGCAACAAUUACCGGGUCAGGGGAGCUGAGUGGUAGAAAAACGGACAUGGCUAUCAAUGUCUAUACUCCUGGUUGCCAUUUGCUAUGCCAUGACGACGUUAUCGGUAGUCGGAGAGUUAGCUAUAUCUUGUACCUGACGGACCCUGAUCUGCCCUGGAAAGAGGAAUGGGGUGGGGCUCUGCGAUUGUUCCCGACGAAGACAUUUGAGGAUGAGGAUGGGGGAAAGACCGUAACACCGAGUCCCGACCCCACGAAGGUUAUACCCCCAGCUUGGAAUCAAUUGAGCUUUUUCGCCGUUCAGCCGGGCGAGAGCUUCCACGAUGUUCAAGAGGUUUACCAUGCAGAGAGCCAGGAGCAAUUGAAGAAAGAUGGAGGCAGAAUCAGAAUGGCUAUCAGUGGUUGGUUUCAUAUCCCUCAGAUCGGGGAAGAGGGGUAUGUAGAAGGGGCAGAGGAGGCGUGGGGGAAGAAUAGUAGCUUGAUGCAAUUGCAAGGGAACCCUGAUCGAUACGACUUCCCUCAAUCGCAAUUUAUCAAUAUCGAAGCCCCGAAGGAGGCGGAAGAAGAGAAAAGUUUUGAAGAAGCUGAUCUAGACUUCUUGCUGAAGUAUAUGGCACCCACGUAUUUGACUCCUGACACUCUGGAGCAAGUUGUGGAGCAGUUCAUGGAUUUGUCCAGUGUUACUCUGGGUGGGCUCCUAUCCAAGAAGUACUCCGAAAAAGUCCGCGAGUAUAUCGAGGCCCAGGAAGCAUUGUCUCUGCCAAGUACCACUGCGGAGAUUGAGAAAGGGUCUUGGAGGGUCGCGAAGCCGCCACACAAACACCGAUUCUUAUAUCUCCAGCCUUCCUCGUCGGAAGAAAAGCCAGCAGAUGCUUCGAGAACCUUGAACCCUAUCGAGGAAUUAUUGGAAGUCUUCUUACCUAGCAGUCAAUUCCGAAAAUGGCUUGAGUUGGCUACGCAAUGUGAGAUCGAGAACUUUGACAUCUUAGCACGUCGAUUCCGCAAGGGUGGAGAUUAUGCUCUCGCAACCAGCCAUGAUGGCCAACCAAGGUUGGAAAUUAGUCUUGGCUUGACCCCAACUCCUGGCUGGGGCGCUGAUGAAGAUGAGGAGGAAGAGAGUGGGGAUAACGCCGACGACGAAGCGGAAGAUUCUAAAAAGAAGAAUGGAAAGUCCAAGGCCAAUGGAAAGGAAAUAGCCAAAGCAAAAGAGAAGGAGCAGGAGCAGGAGGAUGAUGUUGGAGGCCAUGAAGUCUACAUGGCUGGGGACGAUGACGAUACCAACGGGGACGCAGCAAUCUACAAGACCUCCUCUGAUGCCGACGAUGAUAAUGUCCUCUUCACGAUGCCAGCGUCAUGGAACAAGAUGAGUAUUGUUCUGCGGGACAGCGGCGUCUUGAAGUUUGUCAAAUACGUUAGCAAGUGUGCCCAAGGGGAUAGGUGGGACGUUUCUGGAGCAUUUGGAGUGAAAGAGUUGGAUGAAGAGGAUGAUGAAGAGGGCGGAGAUGAGGAACAAACGGUGUCUCUGGAGAGCAGUGAAGAGGAGGUGUUCAACGGAUUUCCAGACUCGGAGGACAGUGAUUCUGAUUGA
This is a messenger RNA of Venustampulla echinocandica, 1986 nucleotides long. RefSeq lists its product as uncharacterized. Gene Ontology annotation, cellular component: cytoplasm. The transcript is spliced from 2 exons. Gene Ontology annotation, molecular function: L-ascorbic acid binding; iron ion binding; peptidyl-proline dioxygenase activity. Gene Ontology annotation, biological process: peptidyl-proline hydroxylation; regulation of translational termination. The record is from RefSeq and is a predicted model, not a curated record. NCBI's taxonomy places the organism in Eukaryota, Fungi, Ascomycota, Leotiomycetes, Helotiales, Pleuroascaceae. The coding region runs from base 1 to 1986 and encodes 661 amino acids.